CUGCCCUGCGUGACGCCAUCACGACGCGCCGUGGCGUGUGCGGUCGCAGCCGUCGCCGCCGCCCGCAGCAUGGCCGUGGCCGCGGAUCCGUCGCCGCUCGCCCCGGCGCUGCCCGCCGCCUCCAUCCCCUCCUUCGCCGUGGCCCGCGGCCUGGUGGGGCGGCGCUACUCCUGCCUGGUGGUGGCGCCGCACCGCCGGCACGUCGCCCUGGCGCCGCGCUACCUGGGCCGCAAGCGCACCGGCAUCCGCGCCCAGCUGGACACCGAGCUCCUGCGCUACUCGGAAAGCCUUCAGGGUGUGCCAGUGGCUUACGACAACAUCAAAGUGGUGGGUGAGCUCGGCGACAUUUACGACGACCAAGGGUUCAUCCACCUGAACAUCGAGGCGGACUUCGUCAUCUUCAGCCCCAAAAAAGGGAAAAAGCUGGUGGGUAUAAUUAAUAAAGUGGCCCCUAGUCAUAUUGGUUGUCUGAUACAUGGAUGCUUCAAUGCUUCUAUCCCUAAACCUGAACAAAUGUCGAUUGUACAGUGGCAAGAGCUGGGGUUAAAAAUAGGGGAUGAACUGAAAUUUCAAGUAUUGCACUUGGAUUCUGAUGCAGCUGGGGUGUUCUUCAUUCGAGGAGGACUCACUAAAAGCAGCAUGCGGCCCAAGCAGUCUGUGACCAUUACUGACAGUACAAAUGGAGAUGAAAUUCAAAACCUUGACCACCAGGAAAAUGGCUUGAAUGACUCUGGGGGAGACAAUGUCACAGGGGAACCUCUGGGUGAGAUGGAUAACACUGGGAGGGAAAAUGCAGAAGAGCAAAGUGCUGAUGCUGUUAAUGGAUUAUGUGAUGAUAAAAGCAAGAAGAAGAAGAAGAAGAAAAAGCAUAAGCAAGAAGAACAGGAACAUGUAUUGCCUACUAGUGACUCCAGUGGUUACCAAAGCGACCAUAAAAAGUCAAAGAAAAAGAAAAGAAAGCAUUGUGAUGAAGUCGAAGAAACUGAAUUAUCUCAGCUGUCCCAAGAACCCAAAGCUAAAAAGAAAAAGGACAAAGUCUGAAGCGCCUUUCCUGAAUAAGAUUUUAGACGGUUUUGAUAUACUUGCAAUAAAAUCCUGUUUUCAAAAUGCAUAUGUAUAUUUCUUUACUAAACAAUCUGCUCUGCUAGGUGAGGUGAUGUUUGUGUGCAUACAUGCACCCACAGCUUUAAAGGCAGGAGUUUUUUAAGAAGUGAUAGAAGAAAUGGCAUAGAAGCAAUAUCUGCCUGUUUCAUUUACUGGAAAAUAAGGCACAGAAGAACAGUGGAAUGUAAUUAACAGGAACGUCUCACCUCUCCCUGCUUCCUGGUUCCACACAUUAACCAGGAGCUAGCUGUGGUCUUUGCUACUCUAAUUCCAUCUUUGCUGCUCAGUGUCUUGAUUUUAUAAGGGCAGAUUAGGCUUACAUUUGGGGUUCUGGGAAAUACACCUCAGUUCCCAGGGGCUGAGAGGAGAUGUUUGGGGUUUUUUUAAUUAUUGUAAGGGGCCAUGAAUGCCUGUGAAUGAGACUGCAGCCUGACUUAAAAGUUAAGCAAGCUCUAGUGUCUUGGAUCUUUCAAAACAGCUUUUGUGGUAUUCUAGGAAAAGCAGUAUGAUCAGUUUAUUCAGAGCAAGAGGGAAGACAGGAGAAGAUUAAAGUAAUCUGGUGUAAUGCAGUACCACUUAUGGGUUAGAAUACCACUGAGAUAUAGGCCGAUAAAGCAGUUGGUAAUGGAACAUACUUUGAUAAAGUUCAUUUUUAUGCAUCAAGUUCAUUGACUUCACAGUGGUUUUUUUUUUUAAAAAAAGCUAAAGUGCAACUCCCAACUUUUUGUGCUAGGUGUAACUUUCAAACGCUGCUCUCUAGAAUAGGAGGUAGCUACUGUCAGUAUUUUCCAAACUGUUGGAAUUAACGUUAGUGGAAAGUUCUGACAAUGGGAUAAUGACAGUUAAACAUUAACAAAUGUACCUUUACUAAGAACUAAUUUUCCUGGUGUACACGUAUGAUAAUUUUUUGGGUAUCGGUACUUCUGGUUGCAGCCCUUUUCUAUUGUGAGUUCUGGGGAGGACUGUAGUGUGACAAGGCUAAGUCUUUACCUGAAGUAGGGGAGGCAGUGGUUACUUUGAUAUUGAUUUACCUGUUACAAGAAGAUAUAACCAGCUCUUUGGAAGCCUUGUGACUCCAGACUUACCAAGUCAAAUCUAAGUUUCUGUGUUCCAGGCUGGAUGGUAUGGUGGUACAUCAUAGGCAUUUUAAAGUUGUCAUAAUGCCAUAAAGAACCGAGUUAACAGUUUUUGAAGAUCUAUAAGGGAAGGGAAACACAUCUUCAGCAGACUCACUGUUGGUGACUGUGGCAUGAGCCAAGCCCCACCAGUUCAUAGAACCAGCUCGUAGCACCAAGAGUUUUGUCUUGCUCUGUUCCAGCUUUCCAUCAGCGUGGAGACAAGGGAGACAUUCCAGGGGGAAGAACUGAAGUUGCAACUAACGAAUCAAGUAACAUAGAUAGUAUAAAUGCUUUUCAGCACUUUGAAUGUUCUUUUCCCACUUUUGCUGCUUUACCAUUCUCUUACUGAGAAAGAAACUCCUAUUGUAAUUUAAGAAACUAUGCAAACUGUCUUUUUGACGGUAUUAAGCAAAUUUUCUGAAAGCAUAGUGUAAUCUGUCUCAGUUAUGGGCCUUAUUUAAAAGCAGGAUUUAUUUGGCACACAAGUGUGGCCGGCACCCUCUUGUAUCAUUUUUUGGCUUUCUUUCUUGUCUUACAACAGAAGAGUGCAAUUAAAAAAUAAACUAAGUGCAGGAACUGGCUAUUCAUGAUUGCUGAACAAGUUGUUGCAUGUAUUAUUACAUUAAAUGUAACAUGUUACAUUAAAUUCAUGCAGUAAAAUUGUAGACUUCAUUGCCUGACAUUUGGCCGAAGCAGUUGAGGGUUUUCUGCUGUAUUGUGUCUUUGGAAGGGGAAAAGUGAAGAAAAGACUUGAAGAAAAGUGCUUUUCACAGUUGGAGACAGUAUUGGCAGCCUCACAGCUGCACUGUUGAUGUUGCUGUAGACACUGUUUCAGCAUUAACUAAAUAUGGCAAGAAAACUUGGAUUUUCAGAAGUGAAUUGUCACUCUAUUCAUGACUUUAAAUCACUUUGCUUUGGUUUUUCCCCUUCAAAAAAAAAAAAAAAGUAAGAUUUUCCAAUGCUUGAAAUUAACAAAGGAAAGAAGCCGAACUUGAUACUUUGCAUAGAAGUUUCUAAGAAAUUUGAUCGUUAUAGAUGUUUAGCUUUCUGUGUUCCCCUGGACUACAAAUGAAGAGUUGUAUUGAAUUUUGAGUUAAGUUGAGGUUUUUGAAAACAGAACAAACAUUUGUAAAGCUUCCAGUGAGGCCAGGUGACUUCAUAUUUGCUUGCACAGCCCUUCUGUUCCUUUUUUCCAUUUGCAUUCUAGUAUAACUCAUUUCUGCCGCACAACAAAGAGAAGGUUAGAAAAUAAAAUUGUAUUUUGUCCUAUAACUAUGUUGAUAGUUACACCAAGGUAACUAUCAGGUGAUCUAGAGAAAAUAUAUGCUGUUCUUUUUCCUGUUUUAACAUUAAGUUGGCAACAAAGCCAAUAUUGACUUCUGUCUGUGGUUGAUAAUCUUUUGUCUGUAU
Chroicocephalus ridibundus (black-headed gull) is the source of this 3632-nucleotide messenger RNA. It is a transcript of the gene POLR1F, whose product is annotated as RNA polymerase I subunit F. Gene Ontology annotation, biological process: DNA-templated transcription; DNA-templated transcription initiation. Gene Ontology annotation, cellular component: RNA polymerase I complex. The transcript has 6 exons. The record is from RefSeq and is a predicted model, not a curated record. Bases 70 to 1041 code for a protein of 323 amino acids. NCBI's taxonomy places the organism in Eukaryota, Metazoa, Chordata, Aves, Charadriiformes, Laridae.